Messenger RNA from Branchiostoma floridae (Florida lancelet), 2915 nucleotides. RefSeq names its product laccase-2-like. Gene Ontology annotation, molecular function: copper ion binding; oxidoreductase activity. The transcript has 15 exons. The record is from RefSeq and is a predicted model, not a curated record. Lineage: Eukaryota; Metazoa; Chordata; Leptocardii; Amphioxiformes; Branchiostomatidae. The coding region runs from base 174 to 2102 and encodes 642 amino acids.
UCAUAAGGGUUACAAAUGACAAAUUCACUGUCACACCGUGUGUGGGGUUUAGUCACAUACAGACACGUCUCGUACUGGUACGAGGGACAAGAAGGAAUCAUUCGCUUUUAAGUGUGUGGUUUAGACCUGGACGUUAGACGUUGCUGGACACAAGUCCACAUUAAGGUUUAACCAUGUGGACGGCGGCCUCAGUGCUUGUGUUACUGUUUGCUCUCCCACUACUGACUACCGCCCAGCAGUGUGACAAUGCCAAUCCUUGUCAGUUUACGGGUGGUGACGCGUACACCAAGACGGCUGAGGUGACGUCAUCAAAUGGGGCUUUGACUCAAACUGUGACCGUUGACAUCAGUGACGUAACCAUCGAAUGGCUGACCACUAAAAGAAGAACAUACAAUGGAGGAAUCCCCGGACCAACGUUUCGUCUGAAGGCCGGAGACAACUUGGCAUUGACCCUGGUAAACAACCUUGGCCCUCAGCCUGUAGGUGAACAUAACGAGUACCGUGACCCCAACUCUACAAACAUCCACACACACGGACUGCACAUCUCACCCAUGGAGCCGCAGGACUACGUGUUUUUGGAGGUUGGUCCCGGAGAGACAUACAACUAUAACUUCCAACUGAACGAAAACCAAAACGCUGGGACUUUCUGGUACCACGGACACCACCAUGGAUCCGCGUUUUUCCAAGUUGCCAGUGGUAUGGCGGGGUUGCUGAUAGUAGAAGAUGAAUGGAGCUCCAUGUCUGCUGAACUAGCCGCCAUCUCCUGUCCCACCAACUGUGACAAGGAGGUCCCGAUGCUACUGGGAAAGUUCCUAGACUACAACGGAGGAGAGGACAGUUUCGCGGAAGUGCAGAACGACAUCGGGGAUCCGUUCAGACUUGAUGACACAGUCACAACAUCUGAAGGAGUGACGCUGUCAGCUUAUCUCACUGAUCAACAGACCGGGGUAUCAGCUUACAUGGUUAACGGCCAGGUACGCCCGGUGAUCACGAUGCAGCCCGGAGAGAUCAGACGCUUCCGUAUGGUGAACGCUGGUCCCAGGGACCAGCUGCUCCUCACCAUUACAGGUUGCGAGAUCACCAUCCUGGCCUAUGACGGUGUGUAUGUGGACACGCCCUAUUCUCAGGACUUCAUCUUCAUCCCAACCGGAGGAAGAAGUGACGCCGCCGUGAGAUGUGCAACUGCUGGCACCUACGAGUUACGCUCUGGGAACAAUGUCACUCACGUGCCGUCUUUAGGAGAAACGGACGUCUAUGGAGGCGUCAUCGCUACCAUUGAAGUAACAGGUGCUGCCAUGUCCAUGAGCUUUCCGACGGCAACGCCAGCAAAGCCAUCGUACCUGGACGACCUACGGACCGUGGAAGACUCUGCCAUAGGGGGCAGGUACGUGGUGGAGCUCGGGCCGGAUCCCUACCUGAACCGUGAGAGGUUCACAAACGCUACCUACUACCGCUACAACUUCGACGUGGAUACAAUCCAGGAGUGGAUUUUCACCAACACAGACGAGGACGAUGGACACCCUCUGCACCUGCACGUGACCCAUUUCCAAGUCAUCUCCUACAAUUCGUACCCCGGACCAAUUAAUGGUGAAGUUGGUGGGGGUGUAGGCGCUGGGGACGCAUUUGCGUACUAUGACUUAAACGGCAAUCUCUGUGACCAGCAGCACAAAGAUUUCUACCCGGACACUGUUAACCCCUCCAUCACCGUGGAUACCACCUACCUCGGCCAUGACACCAACGACCGAAAUCUCGCGGGCUACGCGAGACUUGGAGAGUUCCGAGAUGUCCUUCUGAUCCCCCCAUUGGCCAGUGUCAAAGUCCGUUUCAUAGCAGCCGACUACAUCGGCCCUUACGUCCUCCACUGCCACAUCCUGAACCACGAGGACCAGGGAAUGAUGAUGGUGACGUACUCCGCUCCGGCCGGGCAGGCCUCGCAGAGCCCCUGGGAGUCGUCGGGAGGACACAACCCUGGCACCUGCAGUUCUACGGACGUGUACCCGGACAUCCUGCAGAACACAAUCGCCGCCGGCAACAAACAUGCCGUCAGCAAUGGGUGGCUGACGACCCUAGUGCUAACGGUGGCAUCUAUCAACUUCUUUUAAGCUAGAACAUAUCCAGCCUGUAGCCAUUAAAGCUAUAUUUGGACAAUACAAAAAGUAAAUUUUCCUGCCAUUUCUUUACAUACUAGUAAGCUAAAUCUACCCUUUACCAUUGAAUACCAAGGCUCAGUGAGAGAAGUUACAACGUCAGUGCAUUAUACAAACAUGUUUAUAAACUGUGAUCUUCCUACAUGGACCUCCAUGCUUCCUAUGGAAACAUGCCCACAUCUGGCUUAUCGCUGUCUUGCUUGCCUGACUGCACAGUGGGGUGUCUGAUGACAGUUUCACCAUAAUUUUUGUGAAAUGUAAGCUUUGCAAGAUUUCUUAUAGUUUUGAAGGGAAUAUAACCUCAGGUUAUUGAUACCCUACAAAAUAGCUUAUUGAUACCCUACAAAGUGCAUGAUUAUAUCCUAUUCUGAAGUGAAAAAUUGAGUGUUUUCAAAGAAGAAGAUCUUGAUUGUUCUCCCCUGUAGUCACCCUGGAGUGUGAUGAACUCAUUACCCCACCCCCUAGGGUGCCUGGAGGCCUGGAAGUUGUUGUUUACAGACAGGAGUGUCUAACUCUGGGGGACACUGAGAUGAAACUACGUAGCAUACCUUUAAGGGCUAAGAAGUACUUUUUGUUCUUAGACAUGAAGAAGCUAAUGACACUGAUUAUUAUAAAUCCAAUGCAAACGUAGAGAUUCUUUGGAUUCUUGAAGGUGAAUAUGCAAUGAAACGGCUGAUUUUUGGUGUUUUGGUAUUCAAUUAAAUUCUGGUGCUGUUAGUACACUUUGUAUUCAUUUGUCUUAUGUAGUUAAGGAUUCCAAUAUUUUCU